Limulus polyphemus (Atlantic horseshoe crab) is the source of this 5889-nucleotide messenger RNA. RefSeq names its product vitellogenin-3-like. Gene Ontology annotation, molecular function: lipid carrier activity. NCBI's taxonomy places the organism in Eukaryota, Metazoa, Arthropoda, Merostomata, Xiphosura, Limulidae. The transcript is spliced from 25 exons. The coding region runs from base 1 to 5889 and encodes 1962 amino acids. Gene Ontology annotation, biological process: lipid transport. The record is from RefSeq and is a predicted model, not a curated record.
AUGAGGGUAGCACUAGGGAUAGCUCUCUUUUUUCUGUUGGCUUCUACCAACGCCAGACUUGAAGUCCAUUCAGGUCAGCUGUACCGGUACGUGUACCGAGGUCGUCUUUUGUCUGGCAUCCCAACACUAUCACCUCAGUUCUCUGGUCUCGAGAUCCUAAGUGACCUUCUAGUCCAACCGUACCCAUCCACGCUGAGUUCUGGACAGAAGGAUUAUCUAGUAAAGCUUGACAAUAUUCAAGUUGCGAAGCUACUGCAUAAGGUAAUUCCGGAUCCCUAUUUUGCUGAUAUCCCGAAAGAUUUCUCUCAUUCAUCGGAUUACGAGAAAGUUUUGGGCAAACCUAUCCGGGUCACCUUGCAGGAUGGUUUGGUCACAAGUUUUGAAGCAGACAGCACUGAACCAACUUGGUCUUUGAACAUCAAGAAAGGAAUUCUAAGCUUGUUGCAGGUUAAUUAUGGUAAAAUAACCACCCAAGAACUGAGUUACGACAACUACAGGUCAAGAGUUCACGUUCGUCCUGAAGUUUUCAGUGUUUAUGAGGACGGAAUCGGGGGCGUCUGUGAAACUCUCUACACAGUUGACUCCGUUUACAGUCCUGACGUUCCCGUGUAUGAUAAUGUACUCAACAUCACCAAGCUGAAGAACUACAAGAACUGUGUUAAACGACCUUUGUUCGGACAUGAUAACCAUGCCAUCCGAGGCUGCCCAUGGCUCUGUUCACACGAGAAAUUAUCAGAAACCGAACCUGAAGGUGUGGAGAAGAAGAGGUCAUGUCGCUGUUCAACUGGAUAUGAAAUCAAUGAUGACAUUGUGAAGUCCUUUGUGUCUACAAAGUACAACAUCAGGGGCACAGUGAGCAAGCCAACAUUAGAAAGUGUUCUAAGUGACGGCAAGUCGGUUAUCAGUAUUGAUGGAAGUGACGUAGUAGUGUUAGCUCACCAAAAUCUCACCCUGCAUUCGGUGGAGCCAGUUCGAGAGAUUUCCACAGAACAGUACCGACCAAUUAAACACACCAGCUUGACCUACGUGCUGCCGGAAUCCCGAGAAGGCGUCCCACAGUCCAAUAUCUACAAGCCAACUUUAUCGAAUCGUCCCACAGAAUCUGCUCGCUAUCCCCGUGACUAUCUCCGUCACAGACAGCUCACCUAUCGCAUACCAAGCAUCUUCCAGCAUUCUGACUUCCAAAAUCAGGAGUUCGUGAAAUCUGAGGAUUUUCGGCCAAAACAAUUUAUCGAAGAACCUUAUUCUCGACAAUAUCAUUCCUCGGAAGACACCUUGGACAUCCCUUACUUGUCUGUUGCAGGGCCUAUCGAUCGCCGGGAGAUGCGAGACACCGCUCGGGACAUUCUGGAAAGUCUGACCGUUGACGUUUUACGUGGAGACCUUUCAGUAUCAGAUGUUAUUUCAUUCAAAGUCCUGAAUCUGGUUAAUGCUCUGUCUGUCCUUAAGGUUGAUGACUUCCGAGCUCUGUUCCGGGAAGUGCUUGCGGUUGAGCGGAAGUACGGACUCACAGAAAGGGAACAAGUUAAGAGGAAGUUGUUGCUUGAUUCUCUUCCCCUCUCCGGAACCAAUGAUGCUGUUCUAGUGAUCAGACAUAUUAUCGAGAAAGGCCUCGUCACUGACUUCGAAGCGCGGGAGCUUGUAGAAGGUCUGCCAAGAAACAUCGUAUAUCCAAAUGAACGAACCAUCCAGGCCUUAUAUGAACUGACCCAGAUUCAAAAAGUCCAGUCAAAUCGAUUUCUUUUGAGCUCAACAUUCUUAGCCUUUGCCAGACUUGUUCGUGACGCAUGCGUCGUUAGUAACUUACAGCAUGACAAGUUAGAACCAAGAAGAGGUCUUCCACAAGAAGAAUAUGACCCUAAAGCUCCCCUGUGUAGACUAGACAUUGUUAAAGACUAUAUAAAGAAAAUCAGUUUACUCCUUGAAUCUUCUCAAGAUUUCCACGAGAAAGUAAUCUACAUCGAGACACUGGCUAAUAUCGGCCACCCCUUGACUUUGGAAUACCUCAAACCUUACUUCAUUGGACAGUCUCCUAGUUGUCUGAGGCUUAGAAAUGAGAGAGAUCCAGUGGCAACCUGUAACUACCUUCGUCAAGUCACUAUCUACACCUUGCACCAUCUUGUUAUCCGAGAUCCAGAGGUGGUGUUGCCGCUAGUUACUCCAAUCUUCUUCAACACGGCUGAGCCUUAUGAAGUCCGAAUCGCUGCCUUCACUGUGAUGCUCUUUACCAAUCCUCCUCUGCCUCUUCUCGAUCAGAUCGUCACACGCCUGUGGUUAGAAGAGAACAAACAGGUGGCCCACGUGGUGUACACCUCUCUCAAGAGUCUGAGCAACACCACCAUACCUUGUUUCCAGUACCUAGCUCAGAAGAUUCGUCGGGUAAUUGGCGGAAUUAAACCUUUUGAUUUGGGGCUCAGUUAUUCAUUUCUGAAAAUGUCUGAAUUCAAUGACAUUCCCAGAGACUACAGCUUCAACAUGCUCUACCAGUUGACUCACAGUAACGUUUCCACAAUCCCCAGAGUAGGUUUCUUCAACAUAAUGCAAAACACUGGCCCUGUUUGGGAUUUCCCAGUCCAGCUGUCAAUCGUAACUCAAGGCUUGGAACAGGUCUUCGACAGGCUGGUAACCCGUAGCGAGAUCCUCUCCGAACUCUCUACCAUUCUGUUUGGUCCUACGAAAUUAGGAGUGGAGAGGCUGCACGAGCAUUACGAAACACUGAGGAAGAAGUUAAACGUGGUUCUACGAGAACCGGAGGAAUUAAAGAUUAAAGUCCUUUUCCAACUCUUUGAGAGGACUUCCUUAUACACCUUUGACAAGGAGCACGUGACAGAGAUACUGCAGAGUGCCAUCCAGUUCUACAAAGAACUAGAGCAACAGAUACACUCAGGAGUUCCUGGACAUUACAUCAAGGUAGUCAUGCCUGCCUCCUCCUUUAAUAUUCUACCUUCAGAGAUUGGUUUCCCUGUCUUCUUAAUCAACCAAAAGCCAAUCAUAUUUUCUGUUCGUGUGCGCGACAUUCGUGUUCAAACCACAACAAGUGGCUUUCGCCCUAGGACAGUUGGUGUGGAGGUCCAACCCACGGUCCAUUAUUCUUCUAACGUUUUUGGAGGGUUUAUCGAACCUCUAACACAAACCAGUUACGGAAGUAGCCUAGUCAAAAGAUACCACGUGACGCUUCCUCUGAACAUCAGUCUACAACUAGAUGUCCGCAGCAAUACUUUACGACUAAACAUCCAGCCUAGACUCACGAACAUCUUCUACCAUAAGUCAGACGCUUUUACCUUUGUUCGGAAGGCUGUCUUGGCUCUGCCACCAGAGGAACACUACCUCGGAGAUGUCGUACCAAUUAGAACUUUACCGACCCCUCUUAAGUACGAUGAGAGAUACGGCCAAGACAUCUUUGGACUAGGGAUCCGUGUACAGGGGGAGGCGGAAACCAUUUGGUCUGACCUUCCAUUCUAUCUCAGUCCCACAAGCCAAGAGAAGGGUUACUUAGCUGGCUUGGUGGAAACCUUCAACAAUCCUGGCAACAGAUACCGUGAAUUCGUCGUCUCGAUUGAGUCAGACCACCAGACUCCAAUCUAUGAGUAUGCCAUCACCCUUCAGUACAAACGAACCGAAGAGAAAUUAAAGGUCCAAAAGGAAGACCCAAUUUACUCUCAGGUCCGAAAGGAGGAUCCAUUUUACCGUCAGGUCCAGAAGGAAGAUCCAAUUUACUCUCAGGUCCAAAAGAAAGACCCAUUUUACGGCCAGACCUGGAGAGAGGACCUGGUGUACCAGCAAAAAAGGAGGGCGGACCCGCUUUACCCUCAGAUCUGGAGGAAGAAGCCACUAUAUCUCCAGACGAGAAAGGAGGACUCUCUUUACCACCAACCCCGGAGAGAGGACCCACUUUACCGUGAGACACGGAAGGAGGACCCAUUUGACCAUGAGACUCGGAAGGAACAGAGCUAUGGUCUUCUAGAGAAGACUUAUUCCUUCUUCAAAGCACCAUUCAGUUUUUUCCAGAAAAAUAAUGACUUUGAUAAGUCUGAAGUGGUCACUCCAGAGUACAGCAGCUUGAAUGUCAAUGAAGAUAUUGUAUCCCACUCCCUGAGGUUGGUUUUAGAAGCCAGGGGACGUGUCCCUCUAACCAAUGUACUCAACGUUUUUUACACCCGCACUCUGGACUCCAGAACUAACUGGAUCAAAAUUCACCUCCAGAAAACUCUUCGCGAAUCCCACAAGUCUUAUCCAGUCGAGGUAUGUCUCAACUCUGUGAUUCAAUUCCCUCCGAAACCAUACGUGUUUUCUUUGGACAGGACUGCAACUAAGGAUCAGAGAGUUUUCGUCGAUGCCGACUUGAGGUGGGGCCCUCAUUGUCUGACCGCAGGAAAUAAAAAUAUUGUUAUAAAAGCCGUUUUGGAGAAAAGCGAGGAGCAAGUGAACGUGAUUCGGCCGCGAAUGGCCGUAAGAUUGGACACUACACAUUUCAGUGGACAGUGGUCACUACCGUGGUACUACAGGCAAUGCCAGGUUGAUAAGCAGAUUGGCAAGUCACAGAGUUAUGCCUGCAAACAUGCCUUAUUAGACGACAGCUAUCUUGAUAAGUUCACUGUGGAGGUCAGCUAUGAACACGUUCCGCCAUACCUGCUCAACGUAACCCGACACGUGGACUUGGCUCUCAAGACGUAUCUGUAUCCUCAUCUCCAAAACAACCCUGUGGGAGUUCGUAAUCCCGACAAUAAGAUCCGUAUUGUUGGCCAGUUUGUCAAGGAACUUCCUGGGGUGCCGCUGCUUAACUUAGUUAUUGAGAAACCCACAGAAAACACCGUCUUCAGGAAAAUAUAUGUGCCUUAUUUGAAACCCGUUUCAACACUGGAGCCUGUGGUGAAGAGCUACGUAGGCCUAAAAAGCUCUGAAAUGGAGCCUGUGUGUUCCUUGAUGGAGAAGUACAUCAAAACCCUAGACAACGUGACGUUCCCUCUGCCGGAGACCACCUGUCAGUACGUCCUCUCGAAAGACUGCUCCCAUGAAGAGAGGUACACUGUUGUUUUGAAACCAACCAGGCGUGCCAGGUCUUUACUAGUGUUCAUCCUUGGUCGACAAAUAAACCUGCUUCCUUCACUAAAACAACAUUCUCCCAUUGAGCUUGUGAUUGACGGUCAAACACGAUCUUUGACCCUUGGUCAGCCGGUCAAGACAGGAUCUGAAGAAUCCCCUGUGUACAUCUACUUGGAAGAAACUGUAUCUCGUCCCAUUGUGGUUCUCCAAGCGGAACAAGAAGGCCUGGUCAUCGAAUAUGACGGUGUUAAUGCAAGAGUUAAGCGUACCCCCAGUCACGAAGGGAAUGAUAGAGUUCAAACUGUCCCCUUUUACGAGCGUACCCCCAGUCACAAAGGGAAUGAUAGAGUUCAAACUGUUCCCUUUUACGAGCGUACCCCCAGUCACGAAGGGAAUGAUAGAGUUCAAACUGUUCCCUUUUACGAGCGUACCCCCAGUCACGAAGGGAAUGAUAGAGUUCAAACUCUUCCCUUUUACGAGGGUACCCCCAGUCACGAAGGGAAUGAUAGAGUUCAAACUGUUCCCUUUUACGAGCGUACCCCCAGUCACGAAGGGAAUGAUAGAGUUCAUGCUAAUAAACCCAAAUGUAUGAAAGACAAAGUGUGGAUCAGGUACCGAGAAAACAACAUCUGUGUUAGCACUGAACCCGUACCUGUCUGUAGGGAGGACUGCAUCGGUAGCUUAGAGACCCAGGAGCUCACCCGUCACUUCCUCUGUCUGCCCCACGACAGUCCUUCAGUGGGAGAGGUGCUAGAAAAAGUUAGGUCUGGAAGGGUUAACGAAUUAGUUCCAAACCAUGUGGACAAGAUAGAGGUAGCCAAAACGUGCCAUUUGUUGUAUCCAUGA